This is a messenger RNA of Chrysoperla carnea, 722 nucleotides long. RefSeq names its product helix-loop-helix protein 13 (gene Fer2). The transcript is spliced from 5 exons. The coding region runs from base 51 to 722 and encodes 223 amino acids. Gene Ontology annotation, biological process: developmental process; regulation of transcription by RNA polymerase II. The record is from RefSeq and is a predicted model, not a curated record. NCBI's taxonomy places the organism in Eukaryota, Metazoa, Arthropoda, Insecta, Neuroptera, Chrysopidae. Gene Ontology annotation, molecular function: protein dimerization activity; DNA-binding transcription factor activity, RNA polymerase II-specific; RNA polymerase II transcription regulatory region sequence-specific DNA binding.
UAAUUUUGAUUUUGUAUUUUUUUUUUAAUAAAAUUAAAGUGAUUUUCGAAAUGAGUCGUUCUCAAGUACCAGAUUCAUCGUCUUCACCACCUUUAAAUUUAAAUUAUGGAAAUAAUCAAAAUGGCUACGAAGGAAAUGACGAAGAUGUUUCUGAUUUACCAUCUUGUGUAUAUGCAAAUCGGACACGAACUCAUGCAAUACAACAUGUUUAUUUACAUAGUUUACAAACUGCUCAACAUACAAAUCAUUGCACAGCUGAUUCCAAUAAUGAUGUUCAUGAAAUUGGUGGCUCAUCAACAGUGGAUUAUUAUGGACGAUCACCAUAUCGUGUUCAACGUCAUGCUGCCAAUAUACGAGAAAGGAAACGAAUGCUGAGGUCUGCUAUUGGGAGUUCAAAUUGCAGUAUAAACUCUGCUUUCGACGAGCUACGGGUACACGUACCAACAUUUCCAUAUGAAAAACGUUUGAGCAAAAUUGAUACAUUACGUUUAGCAAUUGCAUAUAUUGCGUUAUUACGAGAAGUAUUAGGUGUCGAUUGUGAUCCAUUAACAUAUGUGGAGAAAUGUUUACGAGGUGAAAUUAAAGCAGAUCAAGCACAUUGGAACACAAGUGAUUUAACAGCAAGAUUAUCAUGGAUAAAUUGGGAAAAUUUAGGUGUAAAUCCAAAUCGACGGAGUGCAUUAACUUCAUUAGCACUAACAUCUGAUAGUAUUAACAAUUAA